AUGCCCCAGCCCUGCCCCGCGGCGGGGAGCCCGGCGGCGAAUUCCCCAGCUGCGUGUACUCCGUUGGCGUUGGCGACGGGGGAGUCGAGGCAGAGGACUGAGGGAGCGGGGGAGGACGGAGGGAGAUCGGUUCAGCACUGGUUGGCAGUUGCGGCGUCGUCUGCAGUCCCUGGUCCGCCUGCACCAGCGGAGGCGGUUGCGCCUGCGAUUGGAGCGGCAACAGCGGCACAGGAGGAGGUGGCGCACGCGGCUGUUGCUGCUGCCGCUGACGCUGGCGUCGGCUCAGCCUCACCCGCUGCCACUGCCCCGUUGACACGGCCGCUGGUGGAGGAGCAGGGACUGGCGGCAGAGCAGGGACGUGCAGAGGAGGCGGCUGCGAAGGCUGCGCCACUCGCACCGGUAGCGGUAGUUGCGACAGCUGUUGCGGCGGAGCAGGACGACGACUGGAGAGAGGGGGAUGUGACGGCUGGCGCUGCGUCCGCCGGAACGCCAGCUGUUGCCGAGGCCUCAGACACGCGGGGGUGCGCCCAGGGGGAGAAUGGUACACCGGCUCCCGCGAAUCGCGGCGCCGCCCUCUCCGCCCGUGGGAAGACCGUGAGGCUCCGCGCUCGACCAGCACCGAGGCGGCUUGGAGCAACGCUGACGCCUGGUCGCCCAGGACCCCUCCUGGGCUGGCUCCAGCAAACGCCGUCGCCACAAGGGAAAGCGCCUCCGUCUUCAUCAGCACCGCGACCUGCAUCGGGACCGAACGAGGGACACGACACGAACGGGGCUCGUCAGGCGCAGCACAGGACAGAGGCGUCCCGCCAGACGCAGCAGGCGGCGGCGGCAUCAACACCCGCAACCCAGCAAGCGACUCACCGUGAAACGCCGUCGGCGGGACCGAGCAACGUCCAGACGACGGAUGCGGCAGCAACGGCCGAAGCGACAGGGACGGGGGUGAACGCGGCGGCAGUGCAGGGCGUGAGACGCUCCGCACGGCACGGUACAAUCACCUGGGGACCGCCACGUGGGGGGCGUACUCCCUGGAUGCCGGUGGGACGCGGAGGUUUGGGCGCGCCUGGUAACGCGAGGGGCGGCGGGACGGCCACCACGGGCGGUGGAGCGCGGGGACGUCGAGGGGGGAUGCGCGGGGGCCUCGGAGGGGGACGGGGAGGGCGCAACCCGCUAGGCAGGACGGAUAUCCCUUUGAGAUCCGGCCCUUGGCGGGAACGCCACGAUCGACCGGAAUCUGUGGCUGUGGAUGCACAGGCGAAUGAGGGGCAGGAAGGCGUAGAUAACACAACUGCAGACCCAGAUUUUAUGGGCGAGGGGGAGGAAGCCGAGUCUGAAGAAAUCUCGCUGGACGAGGAGCCCGUCGCAGGGAGGAACAACCAAUCCAGGAGGAGGGGAGAGACGGCUGCUCCAACCACACAAAUUCCAGGCGAGGCAGACGAGGUAGGGGAGGCCGCCAAGGAGGACACGGAUGUGCCCUCUCCGUCCGACCUGGCAGAGAUGGGAGGUGUGUGGCAGAUCGCAGGGGAGUGGAACGUGGACGCCCUCCAGAGAGGAGACCAGCCGUUCCUGGUGCGCCGUUUGCCACCUCAGUUACUGGACCGCUAUUACCAGCGCCGGAACCAGUCACAGGAAGCCGUUGGACGGUAA
Messenger RNA from Closterium sp. Naga37s-1, 1644 nucleotides. Lineage: Eukaryota; Viridiplantae; Streptophyta; Zygnematophyceae; Desmidiales; Closteriaceae. The record is from the annotation of a GenBank genome assembly.